AUGAGCCAAGACCGCCAGUUUGGAAGCGCAAGCGAAGCAGCAUCGGGCAACGCUGGCGGCGGCCCAGAUGCGUCGUCGCCCGCUGCCUUGCUCUUACAACACUCGAGGCUCGAGGAAGACGUGAUACCAACAGCUAUAGUGAUCAAAAACAUUCCGUUCGCGAUUAAAAAGGAGCAGCUGCUCGAAGUUAUCGCAAAGAUGACGCUGCCACUGCCCUACGCUUUCAACUACCACUUUGAUAACGGCAUCUUCCGCGGACUUGCGUUUGCGAAUUUUGCGACUACAGAGGAGACGACGCAGGUUGUGCAGACGUUGAAUGGCAAGGAAAUCGGUGGCCGUAAACUCCGCGUUGAGUACAAGAAAAUGCUGCCCCAAGCGGAACGCGAACGCAUCGAACGUGGCAAGCGCGAAAAAAGAGGUCAACUCGAAGAACAACAUCGUUCCACUUCUAACGUCUCGCUUCAAUCGCUUGGCAAGAGCGCGGCACCAGGACCUAAUAGUAGCCAUGUCCAGCCAGGUGCACCGGGCAGCCAACCGGGUCUGCCUUCCAACGGCGGUGCUCUUACGUCUGCGACGGGAAAUACGCUCAAUUCGCCUGCGUCUUCAAGUCAAAUUUUUGGUUCCUUUAUGAACGGUCCCUCUCAAAACGUGCCCAACCAAUCCUCGCUGCUGUCGUCGCAAAACACCGCUUCCUCUAUGAUGAACCCUGGAAACGGCAAUGCCCAGCCAGGGACACAGAAUCUGAGUCACGCUUCCGGCGCAGAGCGUUACUACGCCCCUCUACCAGCUUCGACAAACAUGCCCCUCCCACCUCAACAACUGGACUUCAAUGACCCUGACACGCUCGAGAUAUACUCACAGUUGCUACUGUUCAAAGACCGCGAAAAGAACUACCACGAACUGGCGUACCCAACAGGUCUUUCUGCGGCUCACAAGCGUGUUAUUAACGUACUGUGCUCUUAUCUGGGACUUGUGGAAGUUUACGACCCGAGCUUCAUUGUUAUCCGCCGUAAAGCGCUAGAUCACGCCGCUUUGCAAUCUCAUCUGCAACAGCAAGGCCAAUUGCCCGUCAUGCAACCUUUGCAACCCAGCUCGACGGGUGGUUCGCUCUCGAAAUCCCAUUCUUAUACCUCGCUGUUACAAGCCCACGCCUCAGCAGCUGCCGCUGCCAUCGUACACCCACAGUCCCAGCACCAGACACCUGCUCAGUCGCCCUUGAUGCAGCCAACCGCCUUGCAUCAUAUGGACUCCCAACAGCAACAGCAGCAGUCGUUAUUGAGACAACAGUCGUCUCAAACGCCGUCCUCCUCUAUACUCCACAACCGUAUUCCGACUGGGUAUGCCACGAAGGCAACGUCAACCACGAACAACCCACUUUUGAGAAAUUCAGGUGUGUCCCCGCCAUCUGCCGCAACCCAACCAAACACAGUGCAACGGAUGCCUUCAUUCUAUUCGCAGACUCCUUCAACGCCCAACUUGAAUGAAACCCGCUUCGUAUCGCAGCGGCUUGAUCCGCAAAAUACCAAUGGGAGUAUUCAUUCAAAUUAUUCUAUGCAGUCUUUCCAAGAACCUGUUGGCGAACUGCCAGUACACGAUAUCAUGUAUUCCACGGUAUCUCAACUGGGACUAGGUCCAGAUCUGGAUGAAGGUCUCAGUCGCUCGCUAAGCGGCUUAGACUUGCAAGUCAAGAAAAACUUGUGGGGAUAA
Molecule: messenger RNA, 1707 nt
Organism: Lachancea mirantina
Lineage: Eukaryota; Fungi; Ascomycota; Saccharomycetes; Saccharomycetales; Saccharomycetaceae
Source: the annotation of a GenBank genome assembly